CUGAAAAUCACAAUUUGCGGCUGGGAAGUAUUUAGAUUUGGUUAAAGCUUUAUCGCAGCAACAAUGUUGUCAAGGUUAAUGAGUAGAUAUGCUACUGCUGUCUCUGUGCACAAUUGUCGUUUUGUUUCAUCCUCAACAAGUAAGUGGUGUGAUUAUGUUCCUAGCCCUAUUUUUAUAGAAUCAUGCAAGAGUUGGCCAACUGCUGUUAGUUUGUUUGAAUCCACGCUCUCUGUAGGUUGCUAUCCCAUAUCCCAUUAUAACUUUAUUUUAUCUUCACUUCUUCAAUUGGGCCGCUCCGAAACUGUUGUUUCCCUUGCUCAACAAUUGGAGGAGGUCAAAUACCGCAACAAUAUAUAUAAACGUGUUCUACCAGACAUUCAUACUUGGUCAAUCCUCAUCACAUGUCACUGUUUCCAUGGUAACAUGUCUUCGGCUAUCUGUUUAUUCAAUAAUAUCAUAAAAACUGGUCAUCCUCCUUCUUCUGAAACUUUGUAUGAUAUUUUCGAUGGUUUUUGCCGCAUAGGCAAGAUUCACAAAGCAAUCCUCUUUUAUAAUGACAUCGUACUUAAACAGGGUUUUCAGUUGGACAAUCGUACUUAUUCUAUUCUGAUCCAAGGAGUAUGUGAGAUAGGAGGAGAAACCCAAAUAGCCAUCCAGCUUUUGAGACAGGCACUACAGAUUAACAGUGGAAAACAAGAUGCUGGUUUUUCUUUCAAGCGCAUGUAUAACUCGAUCAUACUCAGACUCUGCAAAGAUAGACUUGCAAACCAAGCCUAUGAUUUAUAUUCUGAAAUGAUUCAUACUCACACCUUCAAGCCUGAUGUUGUCACUUACCAUCAUCUAAUCUAUGGCUAUUGCAUCCUCGGUCAAUUUGAACAAGCAAUUGCCUUGUUUAAAAAAUUCAAGGCAUCUCUACCAGAAAAAGUAUUCAAGGUAUCAAUCAACAUCCCUCCUACUCCUCCUACCCAAAGAGAGGUCAAAUCUGCUAAAACUGCAGUAGCUGUGAUGAUAAAAGGCGGUCUCAAACCUAAUGUUGCUAGUUAUCACUCAGUUGCUGAUGGAAUAUACAAUUUUGGAUCACGAAGACUUAUGAAUAAGAUUGCACAUAAGAUGGAAAGAUUGCUGCUGCUUCCUAAAUCUUUACUACGAUUUGAAGUUUAUUACUACGAUUUGGUGAAGUAUUGAUGCUACCUAAAAACC
Messenger RNA from Medicago truncatula (barrel medic), 1200 nucleotides. Its product is annotated as pentatricopeptide repeat-containing protein At1g12775, mitochondrial. Gene Ontology annotation, molecular function: protein binding. NCBI's taxonomy places the organism in Eukaryota, Viridiplantae, Streptophyta, Magnoliopsida, Fabales, Fabaceae. The transcript is spliced from 2 exons. Bases 64 to 1185 code for a protein of 373 amino acids. The record is from RefSeq and is a predicted model, not a curated record.